CUGCAGAGAGCAAAGCACUGAACUUGUAAGAUAGAGCAGAGUUAGGCGCCACUAUUUGAAAGCUGUUCAAAGGUUCUCCAUUCUGUAGCCUCAACAAAAGUGCUCACAUUUCGUCAACCUUGAGACCUGUUAGUACUCUGCGAGAGACACACGAGCAAUGGCGGCAGCCGCAGUUGCUUCCGGCGUCAGGAUUCAGUGCCGGUUGCUUCACAAUGCAGGUUGCGAUCAGUCGCAGAGUGCAGCACGCAACCAGCAUGUCUUGCCGGCACGACCUGUGCACUUAGGGUCUGGGGUAAAGGGCCGACGCUCCCAGGUAGUUUGUAUGGCCGGGCAUGGGCAUGGGCAUGAGGAGAAGCCAAAAGAGCCCGAGUUCAAGCCAAAAGGCUGGUAUGAGAAAGACAUUCCGGAGUACCGGGCCAACUAUUCCACAGCCGGAGAGGGGGAGCCAUUCGAAUUUGGGAUUGAAGACGGGCACCACACAUGGCACGAGGGCGAUGAUGGAGAGUUCAUGGAUGAGGUGAAGAAGGCCAUGGAUGACUCAGGUGCCCCGACUGGCAUCCCAGCAUUCCUGGCGCUUUCCUUCUUGCCGGGUCUUUUCACCAUGAUCUUUUUGGGGAUUGAUGAUACAUAUUGGUUGAUGUUCACGGGCGUGUGGACAGUUGCGUAUGCUGCCUUCCAGAUGGCCAAGCCUGCUACGGAGUUGAAUUUCGAGCCUACUAGAUACGCUAGGGUUUACGAUGCGCCAAAGGCCGAGCCCUGGAGCGAGGAGCGGCUGGAUCGGAUCUAGGUGAAUGCAUGCUGUAGUUGAAUAUAAGGUGGUGAUGAUCAAGUUGAAGUGGGCUGAAGUUGGGUCAAGCCUAGGUUCCUCAUAAAUUUAGCGUUGUACUGUUGAGGUUGUGAUACACAGUCGUAUUGAGAACCUCUACACAAAUGUUUAGACUCCUCAACAAGCAUGACCGUCGGGAGGGACAGGUCCUUGCAAUUGUCCUUCAAAUUCAGCUGCUGAGCACACGCAGGUAAACAUUCAACCCUAUACUUAACGAAGUAGACUCAUCAGAUACAUCAACUGCUUGUCCAUUGUCAAGCCAUCACUGCUGCAUAGAGCGCCUAUAUUGGGUAUAUUUCGAUUCCUGUCCUGCCACCCUGGUUGC
Molecule: messenger RNA, 1151 nt
Organism: Klebsormidium nitens
Lineage: Eukaryota; Viridiplantae; Streptophyta; Klebsormidiophyceae; Klebsormidiales; Klebsormidiaceae
Source: the annotation of a GenBank genome assembly